AUGAGUGGUGAGAUUAAAAUGUUGUCUAGUCGCCCUAUUUUCUCUCGUUUGGUGCUUGUGCCCCGCAGUGCAAUUUGGGGGAAAACUGUAAUAUGCAUAUAUUUGAUCUGUGUGUCUGCAACUCUGUUUGGCGAGGUGAAACCACCUUUGCACAUUUGUUGUAAGACAAAGAAAAAGGAGAAAAUGAUGUGGAAAUGCGCCCAGUUAUAUGGUUUUCUUUCUGGUGCACUGCCGCCAGUUAACGGUAACUGCAUUUCUCCUUCGCAGUUUCUGGUUCUGACGUGUUCCCUACAAACUUGCGGGAGAAGCUUAGGCGACAUGUUAGCAUGGGAAGUAAGGGAAGGUCUUGGAGACUCUAUCUUCUUUCUGGGGCAGCAAUGCUUUUUUUUUUUUUAA
Molecule: messenger RNA, 396 nt
Organism: Trypanosoma brucei brucei TREU927
Lineage: Eukaryota; Euglenozoa; Kinetoplastea; Trypanosomatida; Trypanosomatidae
Exons: 1
Coding region: 1-396 (131 amino acids)
Source: RefSeq, a predicted model, not a curated record